Messenger RNA from Centrocercus urophasianus (Greater sage-grouse), 3362 nucleotides. It is a transcript of the gene CRYAB, whose product is annotated as crystallin alpha B. NCBI's taxonomy places the organism in Eukaryota, Metazoa, Chordata, Aves, Galliformes, Phasianidae. The transcript is spliced from 3 exons. The coding region runs from base 2179 to 2703 and encodes 174 amino acids. Gene Ontology annotation, biological process: response to heat; protein refolding. Gene Ontology annotation, molecular function: structural constituent of eye lens; protein folding chaperone. The record is from RefSeq and is a predicted model, not a curated record.
CUGUGGGGUGUGGUGAGGUGGGGGGCAUGGGGGGACAACGCUUUGCUCCCUGCUGCAGAGCAUGUGCAUGAACAGACCCUGGAGGCACAGGAAAGGGACAGGGGAACCAGCACUGGGCAUGGAAGGAGGAGGUGGACCUAAAGAGAGCUCCUGGCUGUGCCUAGGCUAUCCUCCUGGUUUUGCCUGGGUUCCCAUGCUUGGGCUUCCUUGGCUCCUGAAGCUCCUCUCCAGAGGGACUGUGCCAGCCUCCUGCACCCAAAGACAGAGAGCUGCCGGGGGUCCCAUCUCCCUGCUUACCUUCUCCAAAGUUCUGGUCGUAGAUCUUGCUGGGGUUGGCGAACUCGUACUCUGAGCUCAUGGGGUAGGCAUGGGGCACCGUCCGCGCAGCCAUGGAGAGCUGAGGAAGGGGCCUGUCCAAGCACUCGCUGCCUCUGAGAGCCGAGGCUGCAGAUUGCAAGGUUUUAGUUGGGUGAAUUCCACAGGGAGGAGUGUGUGAUAAAAAGACAGACCAAAAUAGCCUUGCACCAGGCCCCGGGCCGCCUCGCCAGGGUGACGAGGGAAGCGCCUCAUUGCAUUCCUGUAGAGCUGCAGACUCUGCCUGUCAGCGGGGUGCAAUCCUGCACCUCCUGAUUCCCUGCCUUGGGCAGGAGACAAGAGACAGGAACUGGGCCCCCAGCUGCCCCUGCCGAGCCAGCAGGGGACAGGACAAUGCCUAAUGGUGGCUGGUGCUUGGUGAGGUUGUGUGCAGUCAUGCAAAGCCAUCGUUGUGAGCUUAGCCCUCAAAUCAGCCCCAGAGAAAGGGAUUUGUUUUCCCCUGAAGCUGAGUCUCUUGUUCCUGGGAGUGGUAAGGUGCUGCAGACUGUUAAGUGGCACUAAGCAGACCCUGAUGCUGACACUCCAGAACUGUGCCGCUGUGAGCCAGCUGUCUGGGCUGUGCCUUGGCCAGGGCUUCAGUGCUGUGCAGUGGGAUCAGAAGAAUGCCUGUGCUGGAGGUCACACAUUAAGCAGGGUCUGAAGCUGGCCUAGAUCCACUUUUAUUGAACUGGGAGGUAGUACCCAGUUAAGCUCCUCAUACUCUGAAACCAGAGAUUUCCAUGUCUGCGGUGCGAGAGAGCAGGUGCACUACUGCUGACGUAAUAUGGAACUGGACAAAGUACUGCUGGGGCUUCUGCAGAGGGUGAAUUCUACUCCCUAAUCUUGCAGGCAAGUGAACAGGAAGAGGGUCAGGCCCUUUUGCAGGGGACUGAUGGUGCUAGCAGUGAGAAUGAUGUGCCCCUAAGCCAGAAGGCUGUAUGUAAGUUGCAGAUACUCAGAGCUCUUGUACUUUAAAGACAGCUGCUGGGCUGAACCCAGUCUCAUGAUCUGAACUGAUUGCUGCAGGGCAAACAGAACAAGGGAGUUUGCAAACCAGAGAAGGCAAGCAGCAGUGCAGCUCUGCAGGGCUGCUGUUUGCCUGCUUUAUCUCUGCUUGCAGAGUGCUGGGCUCUUCUGCUCUCUCCCGCAAAGUGGUUUCUCUAGUAGGCAAAGAGGAAGAGGUAUCACCUGAUGCCCUGUGGAAACCAUCCUUAGUGUGCACACACCAGCAGGUGCUUAUGUAGGGUGCUCACUAGUCUGUAGAGCUGCACACCGGAGUACAUCACAACAGACCUUUUGGGGUCCAUGUUGCCCUCCAGCUAUGGCGUGCGGCUUCCUUCGCUUUAAGGGAAGGCAGAGCCUUUCCUAGGCGCGUGGGUGCAGUGGGGAGCUGCAGCCAUGGUGCCGUCACAGGGAACAACAGCCCCUUGUCCUUUUCCAUGUGAGCCAAAGAUAGGAGCUGCAUUGAUCCUGCUGGCAUCUGAAGCAGCUGGGAACAUCCGCCAAGCCUGCUUGGGACUCGGCAGAUAAACAGCACGUGGGGCGCGGGGCGGGCAGCCGGGCAGCUUGGCUUCUUGCUGCCCCAUUAGUCUCCUUGUCUUCUUCUCCCCUUCCCCCUCCUCCUUAGCAAUCUGUUCAAACCCCCAGACACUCCUGGGCACUGCUGAAGGGACCAGUCCCGGAUUGGGACAAUAAAAUCCCUGACACCACUAUUCAGGAGGCCUCGGGGGGAGAGGCCCCGCCAACCACACGGGUAUAAAGCUGCCCCCUGUGCUGGGCACAGCACUGCAGCAGUCGUUUGCUUGGCUCCUCCGUCGCGCUCCGAUGGAUAUCACCAUACACAACCCCCUGAUCCGCAGACCUCUGUUUUCUUGGUUGACACCGAGCCGUAUCUUUGACCAGAUAUUUGGAGAGCACCUGCAGGAGUCAGAGCUGCUCCCUACUUCCCCCAGCCUCAGCCCCUUCCUGAUGAGAUCCCCCUUCUUUCGGAUGCCCAGUUGGCUGGAGACGGGACUCUCAGAGAUGCGACUGGAGAAGGACAAAUUUUCUGUAAAUCUUGAUGUGAAGCAUUUCUCCCCUGAGGAGCUGAAAGUGAAGGUGCUUGGGGACAUGAUAGAAAUUCAUGGGAAACACGAGGAGCGGCAGGAUGAGCAUGGCUUUAUUGCCAGGGAGUUCAGCAGGAAAUACAGGAUCCCAGCUGACGUGGAUCCCCUGACCAUCACCUCAUCGCUCUCUCUGGAUGGUGUCCUGACAGUGAGUGCACCGAGAAAACAAAGCGACGUCCCUGAGCGAAGUAUUCCUAUCACCCGUGAAGAGAAGCCUGCCAUUGCAGGAUCCCAGAGGAAGUAGGCUGCUAUGUGAUGUCACGCCAGGGCCAUUCAAGAGCACUUCUCAUCGGAUGCCAGCUCUGCUCAAUGGCCACUCUUAUUUAUUUAUGCUGAGUAAGUUUACUAACAAAUAAAACGUGAAUAAGCAGUCUGUAGUUUUUGGUUUGGAGCACUUGAGACAAGAGAGGUGUUGGCUCAAGAAAGCCAUGUAAGUUUGCAGCAUAGGGAAACAUAUCUGGCAUCAUUCUUGCUUACAGCUUGUGUGGCAGGUGUGUCCAGGAGUGCUUGUCUCUGUGUUCAAAAACACUUUGCUGGUGUAACUUCAUUUAUUCUAAUGUUUUGCAAACAUCUAACUGCAUGAGCCUUUCCUUUCAGUGUUUCCUGAGGAUUUCUGGGUGUUUCACAAGCAAUAGAAAAGUUUCUCCAGUGGAGAUUAGGCUGGUAUGACAACUUCAUGACAAUCGAAACCCAUUCAAAGUGUGGGUGUCAGAUAACAGCUGAAUGGGGAACAACUGUAUCUUGUAUUUCUAGAAUGAUCCAUGCUACGCAAAAGCAUUCAAGUGCUGCAAUCACUUGGGAGCAGUUGCAGAUGACAACUGCAUAGCUGCAGUAAACACAGAUACAUCCAGAGAGGAGAAAAAUGUCCUGCUCUAAUGAUGCAAACCACAUCACUCUGAAACU